This is a messenger RNA of Vitis riparia (riverbank grape), 3135 nucleotides long. Its product is annotated as disease resistance protein RUN1-like. Gene Ontology annotation, biological process: signal transduction; defense response. The transcript has 6 exons. NCBI's taxonomy places the organism in Eukaryota, Viridiplantae, Streptophyta, Magnoliopsida, Vitales, Vitaceae. The coding region runs from base 1 to 3135 and encodes 1044 amino acids. Gene Ontology annotation, molecular function: ATP hydrolysis activity; ADP binding. The record is from RefSeq and is a predicted model, not a curated record.
AUGCGGUGCAGCAGAGAAAGGGGCCAAAAAGUUCUACCAAUUUUCUACCAUGUGGAUCCGUCUGAUGUGCGGAAACAAACGGGAACUUUUGGAGAAGCAUUUGCAAGAUACGGAAACGUCACUGAGGAGAGGGUGCCGAGAUGGAGGGCGGCACUGACCCAAGCCGGCGGUCUGUCUGGAUGGCAUGUGCAGCAUGGGUAUGAAUCUCAGAUUAUUCAAGUAAUUGUUCGACGCAUUUCGAAAAUGCUGAUCAGUCGUCCUGAACUCUUAUUUAUUUCUGACAACCUGGUAGGAUUCAAUUCCCGUUUGGAAGAAAUGUCGUCACUAUUAUGUAUGGAGUCAAAUGAUGUUCGAAUGAUAGGAAUACAUGGAAUUGCUGGAAUAGGCAAGACUACCCUCGCCAAAGGAAUAUACAACCAAAUUGCUCAUCAAUUCGAAGGUGCUAGCUUUCUUUCAAAUGUUUCAGAGGUAGAGAGACACCGUGGAUCGCUUAAAUUACAAAGACAACUUCUAGCAGAUAUCCUACGGAAAAAAAUUGCACGCAUAAGCAACAUUGAUGAAGGCAUUAGCUUGAUAAAGAAGACGCUUUGCUCUAGAAAGGUUCUUAUCAUUCUAGAUGAUGUUAGUGCUUAUACUCAAUUAGAAUUCUUGGCAGGCCGUCACUGGUUUGGUUCAGGUAGUAGAAUUAUCAUAACAUCGAGAAAUAAACAUUUACUCGAUGUGCAUGAAGUUGAUGGAUUAUAUGAGGUUCAGAAAUUAAAAAAUAAGGAAGCUCUUCAACUGUUUAGUUUGUGGGCGUUCAAGGCAGACCUUCCUGACGAUAGCUAUUGGGAGCUCUCCGAACAAGUAUUAAAUUACUGUGAUGGACUUCCGGUUGCUGUUAAAGUUGUGGGAUCUUUCCUGCGCCAUAAGACGGUGCUUGAAUGGGAAGAUGAACUGCUUAAGCUAACAACAGUAGGGGAGAUUACAGUCCACAUAGUGCUUAGAUUAAGUUACGAUAGACUGGAUCACACAGUACAGGGUCUAUUCCUUGAUAUUGCAUGCUUCUUCAGAGGGAAGGACUCAGAUUCUGUUGGAAGAAUACUUGAUAGUUGCAACUCCUCUGCAAUUGGAAUGAAAGUUCUCAAAGAUUGUUCUUUGAUUAGUAUUUUAGACAACAAGAUAGAAAUGCAUGGUUUGAUGCAAAAAAUGGGUUGGGAAAUCAUUCGGAGAGAAUCACCUGGACAACCUGGCCAACGGAGUAGAUUGUGGAAUCCAGAAGAUGUCCAUGCUGUGUUGACACAAAAAACGGGGACAAAGGCAAUCGAAGGAAUAUCCUUUGAUGUGUCGGCAUCAAAAGAAAUACAGAUUACGACUGAAGCUUUUAAAAAAAUGACAAACCUUCGACUCCUCAGGGUCUAUUGGGAUGGACUUUCAUCAUAUGAUUCUAACACAGUGCACCUUCCCGAAGAAUUCGAAUUUCCUUCCUAUGAAUUAAGAUAUCUUCAUUGGGAUGGAUGGAGUCUGGAAUCGUUGCCGUCAAAUUUUAAUGGUAAGAAACUGGUUGAACUCAGUUUGAAGCAUAGCAGCUUAAACCACCUUUGGAAAGGGAACAAGUGUCUUGAAAAUUUAAUGGUCAUGGAUCUCAGUCACUCUCGAUACCUGGUUGAAUGUCCGGACGUGUCUGGUGCACCAUCUCUGGAGACACUAAAUCUGGAUGGUUGUACAAGCUUGCAUGAGGUGCACCCAUCAAUUCCUAGGCUGAAAAAUCUUAAGAUCUUGAAUUUGGGAAACUGCAGGAUGCUUCACUAUUUUCCCAGAAUCAUUGGAUUGGAAAAACUUGAAGUUCUUAACCUCUCAGGGUGCUCAAGACUUGAGAAGUUUCCAGACAUCGAAGCCAAUAUGGAGUCUUUAUUGGAGCUUUAUUUGGAAGGCACUGCUAUCAUUGAACUUCCCUCAUCGGUUGGGUAUCUCCGAGGGCUUGUUUUAUUAAAUAUGAAAAGCUGCAAAAACCUUAAGAUCCUUCCUGGCAGAAUUUGUGAUUUGAAAUCCCUCAAAACUCUCAUCCUUUCUGGCUGUUCAAAACUAGAGAGACUUCCAGAGAUCACGGAAGUUAUGGAACAUUUAGAAGAGCUUCUUUUAGAUGGAACAUCUAUAAGAGAGCUGCCCUGUUCAAUUCUUCAUCUCAAAGGUCUUGUGUUACUGAAUCUGAGAAAAUGCAAAGACCUCAGGAGUCUUCCAAAUAGAAUUUGUGGUUUGAAAUCUCUUGAAACCCUCAUUGUUUCUGGUUGUUCAAAACUCAACAGAUUGCCAGAGGACCUGGGAAUGUUGCAAUGCUUAAGGAGGCUUCAAGCUGAUGGAACUGCCAUAACAAAACCACCUGUCACACUUGUUCAUUUGACAAACCUUAGAGAGUUAUCAUUCAGGUUACUGCAUAGAGAAAAUUCAGAUGAUAUUGGUUUGCAGUUGCCUUCUUUGUCAGGUCUACGCUUCAUGGAAAAUUUAGAUCUAAGUGACUGCAAUUUAAUGGAAGGAACAGUCGAUAACAAGCUUUGCCACUUGGAGCUUCUGGAAGUAUUAAACCUCAGCAGAAACUAUAUGGUUAGCAUACCUGCAGACAUCAGUAGACUUUCUAAUCUGAAAGUUCUUUUGGUGAGGCAGUGUGAGCGACUUCAAAAAAUUCCGAAGCUUCCACCAAGAAUAAAAUUAUUAGAUGCCUGUGAUUGCACAUCCCUGAUGUCUUUACCGACUCCAUCUCGGAUGAUAAGCCUACAACACCGGUUGGUUUCCACUUGGCUUCGUCCUGUGGAAUUCAUGCUAUGGAAUUGCUCCGGACUAUAUCAGGAUCAUGUGGCAAUGGCAUUAGAGACACUUCAUCAGAAACUUUUUCCAGAAAUAGGAUACAGUAUUGUGAUUCCUGGAAGUAGGAUUCCAAAGUGGCGCUGGCAUGAGAAUAUGGGAGCUUCAGUUUCAGCAACCCUGCCUCCACAUUGGCUUGACAAUAACUUCUCGGGGGUUGCUCUAUGUGCUGUGUUUGCACUUGAGGAGGGCGAAACUAUUCAGCGGCCUGGUGAGAUUCGCUGUAAUUUUGAAUGCAGGGAAGGGCCUUAUUUCAGUCAUUCCAUCACUUGGACACACAGUGGAGACAGUUGUUGA